CCCAGCCCCCCGCCUCCCCCCUCUCCCACCCCACAUAACCAGCACCAUGUCCGCCGAGUUCCCCCAGGCUUUCAUCGACGCCAACGAGCGCUUCUCCGAGGGCCUUUGGCACAACUUCAUGCGCCCCCUCUCCCAAUACCAGCUGCGCAUGCGCCUCGAGUGCCUCAAGAACUACGACCGCUACCCCACCACCGCUGAGGCCUCCCAGUGCGUCGAGCAGUCCGCCGUCGAGCUGGCCCAGCGCGCCCAGGUUGUUGUUCGCUUUUCUCAGACCAUGCAGCGCGAGAUCUCUCGCUGCUUCCAGCAGGGCGGCACCAGCGGCCGCGAUGCCUGCCUGCUUGACCUGGUCCCCCUGUUCGAUGACGCCAUGGACACCUUCGAGUCCUCCCUUGCCGACCUCAACUAGGAGAUCCCCCAAGCUGCACGCGCACCCCUCCCUCCCUUGACGAAGACGCCCAUGCACCAGCUCGCACCAACUGCCUCCCUCCUGUAUCCUUGAUUCCCUUCCGGGGGGAGUUCUACCUGUGCCCGCGCGCCCGUGUCCCUUUUUUUGCACCAUUCGCCCACCACCAAUAGAGCGGUCUUACCACGCAGACACACACACAUGCAUA
Messenger RNA from Fonticula alba, 611 nucleotides. RefSeq lists its product as hypothetical. The record is from RefSeq and is a predicted model, not a curated record. Lineage: Eukaryota; Rotosphaerida; Fonticulaceae. Bases 47 to 406 code for a protein of 119 amino acids. The transcript has 3 exons.